This is a messenger RNA of Mya arenaria, 8113 nucleotides long. Its product is annotated as rho-associated protein kinase 1-like. NCBI's taxonomy places the organism in Eukaryota, Metazoa, Mollusca, Bivalvia, Myida, Myidae. The transcript is spliced from 36 exons. Gene Ontology annotation, cellular component: cytoskeleton; cytoplasm. Gene Ontology annotation, molecular function: ATP binding; Rho-dependent protein serine/threonine kinase activity; small GTPase binding. Gene Ontology annotation, biological process: cortical actin cytoskeleton organization; embryonic morphogenesis; regulation of cell junction assembly. The coding region runs from base 105 to 4277 and encodes 1390 amino acids. The record is from RefSeq and is a predicted model, not a curated record.
GUCAAUAUAGACAGAAGAGUUAACUCCCUUUAAAUUUACGUCACACCCGAGUUGAGUAUCAAAAAUAUGCAAAAUAUGUAGAUUGAAGAAAACUUGACAUUAAGAUGAGUGGAGUACCGCCGCAUCAUCGGCGGUUGGAGGCAGUGGAAGAGCGUCUCAAAAACCCAGCCUCUGAGUUGAACGUUGACAGCCUGCUGGAUGGGAUAGUUGCGUUGGUUCGGGAUCUGGACCAUCAGGCCAUCCGCAGCAGGAACAAGAGUGUAGAACAGUUCCUCAACAAAUACAAAAAUUCCUUUGAUGUUAUAACAAAGAACCGCAUGCGCCAUGACGACUUUAGUGUGAUAAAGGUGAUAGGUCGUGGGGCGUUUGGUGAGGUACAGCUCGUGCGACAUAAGAUCUCAAAAUGUGUGUUCGCUAUGAAACUACUCAGCAAAUAUGAAAUGAUAAAGCGAGCAGACACAGCGUUCUUCUGGGAAGAACGUGAAAUAAUGGCCAAUGCCAACAGCGAGUGGAUUGUUCAGUUACACUAUUCAUUCCAAGAUGAGAAAUACCUGUACAUGGUGAUGGACUAUAUGCCUGGAGGCGACCUCGUUAACCUCAUGAGCAACUAUGACGUACCUGAAAAGUGGGCAAAGUUCUACUGUGCAGAGGUUGUACUCUCACUAGACGCAAUCCAUUCCAUGGGAUUUGUUCACAGAGAUGUGAAGCCUGACAACAUGCUGCUGGACAGACAGGGUCACUUGAAGUUGGCUGACUUUGGAACAUGUAUGAGAAUGGAUCGGGAUGGUAUGGUGCGGUCAGACACAGCAGUUGGGACGCCAGACUACAUCUCGCCAGAAGUGCUCAAAUCUCAGGGUGGUAAUGGCUACUAUGGCAGAGAAUGUGAUUGGUGGUCCGUUGGCGUCUUUCUCUAUGAAAUGUUGGUUGGUGAUACUCCGUUCUAUGCAGAAUCUCUGGUUGGUACAUAUGGAAAGAUCAUGGACCAUAAAAACUCUCUAGAAUUCCCCAAUGAUAUUGAAAUGUCCAACGAUGCCAAGAGCUUGAUAUGUGCUUUCCUCACUGAUAGAAAUGAGCGACUAGGGAAGCAUGGUAUCGAGGAAAUUAAGGGCCACCGAUUCUUCAAGAACGACCAGUGGAACUGGAGUAACAUCAGGGGCACGACCCCGCCGGUGGUUCCGGAAUUGAUGGGGGAUGAUGACACGAGCCACUUUGAGGAUGUGGAGAAGGAUAACAGCCCAGAGGGAAACUUUGAGGUGCCAAAAGCUUAUGCUGGGAACCAUCUAGCCUUCAUCGGCUUCACAUAUAACAAGGAGUACCAGUUAUUGUCAUCAGGGAAAAGUGCAAUACAAACAAAUGGCGACUAUGUGGAUGGCAGCAAAAUUGCACCUUCGGAAGCGGGUAUGGAUCAGAAAUAUCGACAGUUGGAGGACCAGGUCCGGUCAGCAAAAUCAAACAACAUGGAGUGGGAGAAAAAAUUCAUGACUAUGAAGAAGGACUUUGACCGUAUCCAGUCAGAGGAAGGCCAGUUACGUCGGGAAGCUCGGGAACUUGAGAAGUCGCUUGCACUCUCCAAACACGACAUGAAGGAGCUUCAAAGAAAGCUAGAGUUUGAGGGUGAAAACCGGAGAAAGCUAGAACUGGUUAUCAAAGAUCGUGAACGCCAACUGGACUCUGAGAUAGGGCGAUUCCGCGAUAUGGAGGCUGACAAGACAAACAACUCUGAAAGGGUUUCCUCCCUUGAAAAAAUGGUUUCAGAAAGCAAGGAAAAGUACCGACAAGAAAAGGACAAUGCCAACAAGGCCAAAAAACAGCUUUCUGAUGUACAACAGCGACUUGCAACAACAGAACAAAAUCUGCAAGAUCUUACUGCAAAAUACUCUGAACUACAAAGUGCGAAAUCUGCAGUGGAGAAGGAGUUACGGGAUCUGAGAUUGGCGCUGGAGAGCGAAACGUUAAAUAGGAACCAGGUCUCCGAACAGACAGCUGAACUACGUGAUCGACUCCGCUACCUUCAAUCUGAGCUUGAUAAAACGAAAGAUAAAGACCACUACAGCUCCACCGAGAUCCUCCGAUUACAGAACGCCAUAAGUGUGCUAGAGAAGGCUAAAAAUGAGGCAGAACUGGAGCGCCAACGAUUCUCGGACAUGUUGGAGGCAGAGAGAGGAACUCAUAAGGAGACUGUUGCCAAGUUCAACCUUGAUAAGAAAAAUAUUCUCAUGUCAACCGAGGAGGCUAAUCUAGAAGUGAUCAGGGAAAUGCAGCGGAAGCUUGAGAUGGAUCAGCAGCAGCAUAAGAGAGCGGAGGAACGUUUGUUAUCCUUGGAGAAGGAGCGGAGUGGGUUAAAUGUAGACCUCCAACAGGUCCGUGGACAGGUGCAGGCACUCACCAUUAACCUACAGCAUGAGGUGGAAAAGUCCCGGAACCUUUCCCUGCAAGUAGAGCAGGAGAUUCAACGCCGGGGCCUCAUACAGACUGACUUAAAGAACCAGCAGACAGAACUUGCCAAGUACAGGUCAAAGGAAAAACACCUUCAUGGGGACAUGGAGGAAGUACAAAGAGAAAAGACAUCACUUGAAGAUGAGAUCAAAAGAUUGAAAGAGGAGAUGUCACUGAAUGAGCUGCAGAUGAAAGAGCUGCAGGACCAGUUUGAGGCUGAACAGUACUUCUCUUCACUGUACCGUAACCAGGUAAAAGAGUUAAAGGAUGAAGUUGUAGGCAAGGAGAAUAAGGUCCAGGACCUACUGGACGACAUGAAGUCACUGGAUCAGGAAAAAGAAUCAUUAGGAGGUCAGCUGCAACUAGCCAUGGCAAAGGCAGACUCUGAGCAGCUGGCACGGACCAUUGCAGAGGAGCAGCUCUCUGACGUAGAGAAGGAAAAGACAAUGUUGGAGCUGGAGAUAAAAGAACUUCUGUCUCGACACAAGAGUGAGCUUGGCAAGAAGGAUAACAUCAUCACCACGCUUGAAGAGUCAAAGAGAGACUAUAACAAGACGAUUGAUAGUUUACAAAUGGAUCGGGAAGAGUUACUCAACAGAAUAAGAAAAUUAAAUGAUGACUUGGUGAAUUUGCAGAAGCAGCCGGUUGCCUCAGAAGAACUGGAGAAGCUGAAGAAGCAGUUCACCGAGGAGAAGAUGAAGAAGGAGCAGGCCGUGAACAAACUUGCAGAGAUUAUGAACAGGAAGGACUUCCGAAACCAGGGCAACAAGAAGAACACAGUUUCUGCCCAGGAAGUCAGGAAGAAGGAGAAGGAGGGUAGGAAGCUUCAGCAGGAACUCUCCAUGGAACGUGAGAAGUACAGUAAGAUGGUUGAGAAGUUCCAGCACGACCUGUCAGAGACCCAGGCCGCUCUGUAUGAGGAGGGCCAAACAAGAAACAAGCUACAGAUGGAGCUGGAUGCCAAGGACAGCGAGAUUGAGCUCCUCCAGCAGAAACUAUCCUUUUCCUCGCUUGAUACUGCCUCCAUACACAGCGGGAGUCUCGAGGAUGGGGACGUCUCCUUACAUAACUCCUCAUUGUCCUCUACAGCACCCUCAGACAGCCACAUGGAGGGCUGGUUGUCAGUCCCUAAUAAACAGAACAUCAAGAAGUAUGGAUGGAGGAAACAGUAUGUGGUAGUCAGUUCCCGUAAGGUGCUCUUCUAUGGCAGUGAGGCAGAGAAACAGAAAGCCAUGCCUGUUCUUGUGCUCGAUAUAGAGAAACUGUACCAUGUACGAGGUGUGACGCAGGGGGAUGUGUACAGGGCCGAAGCCAAAGACAUUCCUAGAAUCUUCCAGGUGUUGUACGCCAUAGAGGGUGAAAACAGGAAGUCGGAAGAGAAUCAAUUAGAGUCCAGCAACCAGUCAAAGGCAGGCACUAUAGAGUAUAAGGGUCAUGAGUUUAUCGAGCUUCAUUUCCGUACACCGACCACGUGUGACUCUUGCAACAAGCCCAUGUGGCACAUGAUCCACCCACCUCCCUCCAUGGAGUGCAGGCGAUGUCAUACUAAAGUUCACAAAGAUCACUUUGACAAGAAGGAGGAGUUUGUGGCAUAUUGUAAAGUGAACUUUGACCAGAACAUCCAGGUAAAGGAACUGUUAUUGCUUGCCGAGUCUGCCGACCUUCAGAAGAGCUGGGUGAUGCACCUCAGCAAGAAAAUCUCCAAGAAAGGAAUUGUCAGCUCUGGAACACUUGGGCCGUCCAACAGAAACACGAAGCAGUAUUCAUCGUUUGGGGCGACCAAUCGAACUGUAAGGUCAGGGUCGUCCGCCACUCUGCCCCCAAACUCCAGACCGAACUGAGAUAAACAUAGAAAACACCAUAGUGACAUACUUUGAAACUUUGUGAAAUAUCACAUGGAAUACCCAUGCAGUGUUUUCUGGUUACCACUGUCCAGCGCUAUCCCAUACCUCCACAGAGGCUUAAUCUCAACGACGUCUCUGUAACCAGAUUUAUAAACUGUGCGGACUAAAGUCAGAUUUAUAGUUCUGCAACAGAUGAAAUAAGAACGAAGAUAUGCCUAAAGUGUGAGCGUACUGUACAUGAAUGUGUUGGGAAAUGGUCGGAAUUGUCACAAUGGUUAUACCUUAUCUAUAUGGUGUCUGUCAAAAUAAUACAGCAGUGAUGUUUAGUUUCAAUGAAGUAGAUUAAUAAGCAGAUUCUUCUCAACUAUUUAGAAACCAUUUCAAAGUCAAUGUGUAAGAAGUUUGUUAGCAAAUAUUUUAUGCAGAUAUAUUUCAGGUUUAUAUUUAUUUUGUUGUCAGCAAUCAUUAAUUAAAAUGUUAAAACAAUUAUGAGAUACGAGUAAGAUUAAAGCAUUAUUUUUCAACCUUAGCACAAUAAUUAUCUCAUUAAUUUGUAUAUCAUCAAUCAAGCUGCAAUAUAAACCUAGAAAAUCAAAAACUCACUCGACAGUUUCUUACGCAGGUACAGAGAAAACAUUCCACCAUUUUUUUUCUUUUUAGAGUUUUGUAUAAAUUACUUUUGUGUAUAAAAAAAGAAACUUAUUGUUGAAUUUCAUAUUUUGACAAUUUUAAGUUGUCUGUAAUAGGUCAUAUAUUUUCUUUCUAUUUCUUUCAGUUGGACAGUUUGUUAUUCAAAAGUGAAAUAGUUACGCUUGUUUAACUAUCCGUAGCAAUAUUUGUCUAAAAAUAUUUGUUCAUGCAUAUCAACUAAUUUGCUAACUAUGCUUUUUACCCAUAAAAAGACUGCUGUAAGAAUACUGACAGAUAUUUAUCACAUUUGUUAGUGGGUCUACUUACAAGUGGGCAGAUGUUGGACCAAGAAUGAAUCCGUACUCCUAAAUCAUACCAUAACUUCUCUGAACUACAAACCCCUUAUAUCAUUGUUUUACGCCAUUGGCUUAUGCCACAAUGUGGAAGUAAUGUAUUUCAGUACCACUGACUUGUACAUAGGGUAUCAGCUGUAGAGUGUUAUGAAAUGGUGCUGCUCCCUAUCCUGUUUUGGUAGCACCUGUCUGCCCUCAUGGUGACCAGCAUGGACACCCUUCUGCCUUUAUGGAAUUAAACUUUUCAGACUGUCUAUAACUACAGCCGAUACAAUGUACGAUUUUUCCUCUAAUCACAGUGUCCUUAUUUGGCCGCACCUUUUUAAAAACCUGCGCUGGCUAAAACCCUUAUUACACUGAAUUGAACAUUACAGGAUAGCUUUUUAGUGGACAUUUGAUAACUUUCAAAUACAAUAUACUUAUCUUUAUGACAAGAACUAUCGAUCAGUGGUCUGCAUAAUAGUUGUAUAAUGUUGUAAUGAACAAAUAUUGGCUCCGGUGUCAGUGGUCAAAUGCUAUUGGCAGAAAUGCUUGUGUCUCAAAACUUUGUAUGUAUAUAUAUAUAUAUGCCUAUAUAUCACAUAUCUCUUGUGUUUGCCUUGAAGCAUAAUUCAAACCCAGAUUAGUGUUAUUAUGUAGUAAUACGUGCAUUUGUAUAUUGCAUUACAAGUGCAUUGUUUCAUUCUGUAUCUUUUGCAGAUAUAUAUUCUCAUAUAUUUAGAGUGUUAGCUAAUAUUUAAUGUGUUCAAGUUAAUUUCAGUAGAGAAAGGAGUUUUGAUAUUUAUGUUCUAACAGAUGUCUUUCAUAUUGCUUUGCUAUCAAAUUUCAAGAGAUGCCUGGUAUUUCUUUGCGAAGAAAAUGAAGGAAUUUUAUGAUGUGAUUUGACUGAUAUUCUACCAUUUGCUAAAACUUAUUUGAACUGAACUGUCUCUUAUAUUUGAUGCAACUUGUCAUACUUCAUUGUUACAUUAUUAUAUAUUUUGUUGAAAACUAUUUCAAAGGCAAUCUUUUUUUUUGUUUAAGUAGUUCUUUAAAGAUCUUACAAGUUGUUAACUGAAAAUAAGCCAUAAACAAAACAAAAAAAGUCCAAUUUGCUGACUUGGACAACACUUUAAAAAUGGGUUAUGAACUCUGUAACUUACAAAUUCAGGUUAAAUCAAUGGAUGGGCAAGUAAAGAAUAACUAUUUAGUUGAAAUGAUACUGUAAACACUACGGCAUACAUGUUCAAAACAUUUCUGUAUUUGUUGCUGCUCUUAUAAUGGUGCUGGUCAUUACUGUAUAAUAGCAAACCUUAACUGCAUCUAGUGCUUUUGUUUAGUUGUCUUGUGCUAAUUGAAUGUGAUUAUGUCAUUUCAAGCCUGUCUUCACAAUCAUGUUAAUAUGUAUAGUCAUACUGGGAAUAGAUUAUAUUUUAUAAUCGUGAUGUAAAUAAUUGUUUUAUUCUAAUGGAAGUAGAAAAUCCUGUAUAUAGAUCAUAAUUGUUACAUGUAAUUAGAACUACUCACACAUAUAAUUAUAUAUAGAUACUCUACACAUAUACAAUACAUAUAAUACCUGGAUAUCGACUGAAUGUGUCUCUUCCUCUAACGUGUGCUUACUGCUGAAACACUAAUUUGCUUGGUGUUAUAUUCUACUGUGUUAGUCUAAAUAUUCCUUUGGGGGAAAAAAACCAGGAACCAUAAUAUGUUUUGGCAUGCAUAGAAUAACAGUUUCUUUCGAAUCAUUGCUGAUAUUAAUAUCAGUAAAAAGAUAUAAUUAAUUAAUUUCAAGAUUAUACAGUGUAAAAACAUAUUUAAUGUUAUAAUAACAGCUUUCUUAAAGUGACCAAAUCAAUAUAUAUGAAAGGUGGCUGUCAUCUGAAUGAAAUUUCCAUUGAUAUUUCAAAGUUACUCCUUCAAAACAUUAUUCUGGCAUUAUUUUGUGAUUUUUUCACCAUUGAUGACAGUGAAAAUGUGUAUGUAUACAUGUAAUGUUUUUUGUGCCAUUAUGAGAUUGCUAUGAACUGGAUCUGUCUGACUUGCUACUCACUGUGAUAGAACUGGCUUAACAUAUUUGAAUAAUUUGAUUUAACGCUACCACUUGGAAAUGAAUAUCUUCGAACAAAAACAUGUUAUUCCAGUGAUGGAAUGCAAUGUGUCAGUUUAUACUUUGUGUUAUAAAAUAUAGGAGUUGAUAGAAUGGAUAAAAUCAAGUUUAAGAAACUUACAUUGUUUCCUUUGCAUGAUUUUUUUAUGAAAUAAGCAGAAAAUAAUGUAAGAGUUGGUCGCCAUUAAAUUAAGCAAAAAUGACAUAGCCAAAAUGAUUUUAUGCUGCCGGGCCGCAACUUCUUGAAAAUCUCAAGUCCCUUUGAACACGAUCAAGAUUAUUCCAGUAUGGCCUCCCACAUAGCAAGCCCAAGAUGUCAGUCACACUGCCUUGCACUGAGCCCUACAUUUAUAUUACAUGGAAUAGUGACCAUAUUGUAGCCCAGGCUUGUUGACAGUUGAACCCAAUUAUUAUAACAGUCAUACUAUUUGAAUAAUUAUAUUAUAUAAAUAUCAAUACCAUUUUCACAUAUUCCCAUGUCAACCACAUUAUAUAGUUAGUCCACAUUCUAGCUGACUGUAAAGUAUAGAAAACAGAGACUAUUAUUCUGUGUGAUGUAAAUUGUUAGUUUAUUGUUGUUAGAUGUAUAAUAUUGUACAUGUUGUUAUGCAAGUGCUGUUUGUCUAUGACAAAUCUUGUUAUGUACAGUUGCUAUAUGGUAUCAUCAUUAAUUAUCAGUAUAACAUAUUUUGUAAUUCCAGCCUUUAUCUAGGCCAUGUUCAAUUAGCAUGUAUAUUUGCCCAAUUAAAAUAUUUAUAAAACUG